This is a messenger RNA of Temnothorax curvispinosus, 531 nucleotides long. RefSeq lists its product as uncharacterized. The transcript is spliced from 3 exons. The coding region runs from base 114 to 491 and encodes 125 amino acids. The record is from RefSeq and is a predicted model, not a curated record. Lineage: Eukaryota; Metazoa; Arthropoda; Insecta; Hymenoptera; Formicidae.
AAUAUGGGCUGGCAACGACUGCACCGCAAGUAUAUGGGCCGACAACUACAUCGCAAGGAUACGUGUUCGGACCACGAGGUCGAAACCAAACAAAGCAAGCCUUCCAUAGGUUUAUGCAGAAGGAGAAGCGGAAGCAACAUCAGCAAAGUCAGCAAGCCAACCGGCUUGCAAUGAAUCGGCUUGCACCGCAAGGAAGUGUGCCCGCACCGUCUGUAUCGCAAGGUUAUGUGCUGGCAAUGACUGCACCGCAAGGAUAUGGGCCGGCAACGACUGCACCGCAAGGAAAUGGGCCGACAACGACUGCGCCGCAAAGAUAUGGGCCCGCUCCGCCUGUACUGCAAGGAUAUCUCGCACCGCUUGUUCCGCAAGGAAAUGUGCCAGCAACGACUGUACCAGAAGAACAUGUGGUCGCACCGUCUGUACUGCAAGGAAUAUUAAUUCCGAACGCAAAAGCACUACAUGACAUGGCAGCAUUACGGGUGGCCUUCUAAUCAUCAGACACCUGCGGAAUUCAAAGUUCGCCCGUGGCGA